Messenger RNA from Neodiprion fabricii, 993 nucleotides. RefSeq lists its product as uncharacterized. The coding region runs from base 103 to 855 and encodes 250 amino acids. NCBI's taxonomy places the organism in Eukaryota, Metazoa, Arthropoda, Insecta, Hymenoptera, Diprionidae. The transcript has 2 exons. The record is from RefSeq and is a predicted model, not a curated record.
AUCGCCUCCGAUCAAGUGCAGUAGUCGGCGCUUGAUUGAAACCUCGAAUCUUCCUUCAUUCAGUCUCGACUUUUGAGGUGUCUCUUUACCAACUUCAUCAGGAUGAAGUUCUACGUUCUGUGCACCCUUUUGGCCUUGGCCACAGCCCAGCCAGCCAAAACUGACUUUUGGAAAGGCACCAGCAUGGAUACGAUGGUGGACCAGAUGAAAAGUGACUGUGCCCAGAAGAACGACGAGAUUUCGUGCAUGAAAUUCAAGGUCCUCAAUCUUCUGGAUCAGAUCUUCCGCAAGGACAGCUUUAAGGUAUCAGAGACCGUCGAGGUGACACGCAACUCCUACCCCGUCGAGGAAGUGUCUGCCCGCAGUGAAGGCUCUUUCCUCGAGACCGUCCAGUCCUACUUGGCUUCCCACGACGUUACUUUCAAGCUUCCCUUCGAGUCCUCAGUUAAAGUCAGCCCCCGUAACAUUGACGAUGACGAACUUUCUUUCAACGUGAAGUUCGGUGAAGGUCGCGCUGUCCAGGAAGCCCGUAAAUCGAAACUGAAGAAGGUCAUCAUCCCCAUCCUCGUUUUCGUCCUGUUGAAAGCGAUGACCCUCAUUCCUCUGGCCAUCGGUGUCCUGGGACUGAAGGCCUGGAACGCACUCCAGCUCUCGUUCUUCAGCUUCGUCGUUUCUGUUGGCUUGGCUAUCUUCCAGCUAUGCAAAAAGAUCGCUGCUGACGGUCACGCCGCUCCCCUCGCUGCUCAUGGACCCUGGGAGUACCAAGCUGCCCAGUACCGUGCCUUCGACGAGACCCAGGCCGUCCCCCAGGAGACCGCACAGGACCUCGCUUACGCUGGAUACGUCCAGAACUAAAUCGAUCUCAACGAACAAAAUCAACACAAUACUGUCCAUUUUGUACCAAACAAACGCACUAGUACCCAAAGACCAAAAUACUUUUGUAAAAUAUUUUUCUAUUUAUGAUAAUUUUAUUUAAUAAAUUAUUCUUGCAAA